Chanos chanos (milkfish) is the source of this 1194-nucleotide messenger RNA. RefSeq names its product synaptotagmin XIX (gene syt19). Gene Ontology annotation, biological process: synaptic vesicle endocytosis; calcium ion-regulated exocytosis of neurotransmitter. The record is from RefSeq and is a predicted model, not a curated record. Gene Ontology annotation, cellular component: exocytic vesicle; plasma membrane; synaptic vesicle membrane. The transcript has 6 exons. Gene Ontology annotation, molecular function: clathrin binding; SNARE binding; phosphatidylserine binding. NCBI's taxonomy places the organism in Eukaryota, Metazoa, Chordata, Actinopteri, Gonorynchiformes, Chanidae. The coding region runs from base 1 to 1194 and encodes 397 amino acids.
AUGACUGUGUUUACUUCCCUGGAGCUGUCCCUUUGGGACGUACGAAUGCCCUUUUCAGAUGAAGUGAAGUACUCUAUUCUGGGCAUUUCUAUUGGUCUUUUCCUUUUAUCUCUUUGUAUUCUAAUGUGGCAACUACAUCGUUACUGCAGUCAAGCCAAUUCCAGGACUAAUGGUAAGUUACUUCAGUGGGAAUACUGUCCAAAUUGCACGGAGAUCACUAUUGCAGAUUUUUACUUAUUUGAUCAUACUGAUGAGGUGAACAGGCUGAGUCGCUGUUUGUCUCCUGGCUCCUCUCUCUCAGAUCUGGACAGUGCGGUUGAGCAGGAUGAGGAUGAAGAGGAGGAGCAGGUUCAGGGCUCUUUGCGUUUCUCACUCUUCUAUGAUCAGGUCCAGUCCAGACUUGUGGUGACCGUACUAGAAGCAAAGAACCUGGCUGUGAGGGGCUUCAGCCGCAGCGUGGACCCUUUUGUUAGAGUCCGAGUGCUCUGGGGAGAGAGCGAGGAAGAGGAGAAGGUCUCGUCGCUCCAGCUUUAUUGCGUCCUGCACGAGUGGCAGACACGUUUUGUGAAGGACAGCCAUAGCCCUCUGUUUGGAGAUCAGUUCUCUUGCACACUAGCUGAAGAAGAUAUCCCCAAAAUCAUUGUCAGGCUAGAGGUCCGAGACUUUGAUAAAUUCUCUAGACAUGGGAUUCUAGGGGAAGUCAGAGCAAAUUUAGAGAAUCUGAGAAUCUCCUAUCCCCUGGAGAUGCUGGAGGAUUUGCAAAAACCAAAAAAGGACAAAGUUGGAGAGGUGCUUCUCUCACUCAAAUACAUGCCCACCUCUCAGAGAAUAGAAGUGGGGGUACUGAAGAUCAGGUCCUUGUCCCAGCUGAGUAAAGGAGAGAAAGUACUCUACGCCAGGAUCAGCGUCGUUUGCAACCAGUGCAAACUUCAUGCCCAGAGGACCUCUCAGAAGACUCCUUGGGAAGUGACAGUAUUCAAUGAGGUCAUGACCUUUAUUCUGCCUGACUCCCAGAUAAAGGAAUGCAUGAUCACGGUUACAGUUUACGAGAUGCAGCCUGGCAGAAAGAGCUCAAAGCGUCUGACUGGCCAGAUUAUGCUUGGAAAGGGGAAGAACAUAGAGGAUGAGCACUGGACACUGAUGAUGCGAUCUCUGCGACAACCAAUUGCCAAAUGGCAUUCACUCUACAUAUGA